This is a messenger RNA of Sesamum indicum (sesame), 1930 nucleotides long. RefSeq names its product cytochrome P450 81Q32. The record is from RefSeq and is a predicted model, not a curated record. NCBI's taxonomy places the organism in Eukaryota, Viridiplantae, Streptophyta, Magnoliopsida, Lamiales, Pedaliaceae. Gene Ontology annotation, molecular function: monooxygenase activity; iron ion binding; heme binding.
GACAUUAAAGAGUGAGUUAGACAUUAAAAAAAAAAUAAUAAUAAUCUGAGUUAGACGGCGAAGCCCUUUAUUAAUUAGUCGCAGCUGCAGUGAAGAAGAGCAGCAAGACACAGCAUGGAAGCGACUCUCUUGUACACCAUUCUUGCUCUGUCUUUCAUCUUCCUAAUCCUCAAAUACUUGUCAAGACACAAGUAUCACCUGCCCCCCAGCCCAGCCCCACCGCUUCCCCUAUUCGGCCACCUCCACCUCUUAAAACAUCCUCUCCACCGCACCUUCCGCCGCUUCUCUCAAACACACGGCCCUAUUUUCUCACUCAAACUCGGUGUCCGCCGCGUCGUGGUGGUAUCAUCUCCUAAUUUAGUGGAGGAAUGCUUCACCAUAAACGACGUCAUCUUCUCCAACCGGCCGCGGGUCCUGGUGGACAAAUACAUAGGCUACGACCACACCACCGCAGCCGGCGCCCCGUACGGCCACCAGUGGCGCGGCCUCCGACGGUUAGGGGCUCAGGAGGUGCUCUCCGCCACCCGUCUCAAUUCGUUCUCACGUGUCAGACAAGACGAAAUGAGGCGAAUGAUGGGAAACCUAAUUGGCGGAAAUGAAUCUGGGAAGUUGGAAUUGAGGCCGAAAGUGUUCGAACUUAUAUUCAACAUAAUAAUGAGGAUGCUAGCGGGGAAACGGUAUUGUGGUGAGGAAAAGGAGAAUGAACAAUUAGGGGAGCAAUUCAGGGGGAUGGUGAGCGAGGUUUUCGAGCACGCGCAGUCGUCUAAUCCAGAGGAUUUUCUGCCAUUUUUGCUGUGGAUUGAUUACAGAGGUUUGAAGAAGAAAAUGGCUUCUCUUGGCAAAAAACUUGAUGAUUUUUACCAAGGUUUACUGGAGGAGCACCGCAGAGAGAAGAGGAAUACUAUUAUUGGGCAUUUGCUCUCUCUGCAAGAAUCAGACCCUGAAUUCUACACCAAUCAGAUCAUCAAAGGAUUUAUGACCAACAUGAUAAUUGCGGGCACUGAUACAUCAACUGUAACCAUAGAAUGGGCAAUGUCCCUUUUGCUCAACCAUCCACAAGUACUCCAGAAGGCUAAACUGGAGUUGGAUUCACAAGUUGGACAUCAUCGUUUGGUGGACGAACAAGAUUUGCCCAAUCUACAUUACCUUCGAAACAUCAUUUUAGAGACGUUCCGUUUGUUCCCAGCCGGACCCUUGGUGGUGCCCCGGGAGUCAUCUGCUGACUGUAGAGUCGGGGGAUAUGACAUUCCACGUGGGACCAUAUUAUUGGUUAAUGCGUGGGCCAUUCACAGGGACCCUGAGGUUUGGUCCGAGCCAAUGAGCUUCAAGCCCGAGAGAUUUGAUGGGAAAGAGGUGGAAACACAGAAGUUGAUGCCGUUUGGGAUGGGAAGGAGGGCGUGCCCGGGGGCUGGUUUGGGGCAGCGGAUGGUGGGGUUGGCUUUGGCUUCGUUGAUUCAGUGUUUCGAAUGGGAGAGAGUGGGGUUGGAGGAAGUUGAUUUAGCUGAAGGAGUUGGGCUAACUAUGCCCAAAUUUAAGCCGCUGGAGGCUGUGUGUAGACCAAGACAAGUCAUGCUUAAGGUUCUUCAGGAAUCAACUGACUUUACCCCUUAAGGUUAUUGCUUGAACUCAGAUACCCUGUCUGAAUUCUGGAUAUCCGCUGCACUAUUGUAUCCAUAUAUAGAAUAGUUUUAAGGACGAAGGAGAGCGAUGCUACUAUAUUUAGUUUGCAAGGAUAGACUUGUAUGGAAGUAUAUGUGAGAAUAGAUGCAACUCAAAUAUACUUUCUUCAUAUUAUUACACAAAUAUAUUGCAUUCAGGGGUUGCUCCAGGUCAUAAAGUUAAAACUGGAAACUUAUUCUCACACACUCGCAUACUAUUGGGAGGGCAAGUUCAAGUUAGACGACAUAAACCCAUGAUAGAGCCCAGAGAA